AGGAGAGAAAUACAGGUUUUUCACAUUUGAAUUUGAAAGGAAAACAGCAGAUAGGGCAGUGAGAAAAAAGAGAGGGAGGGAGAGAGAGAGAGAGAGAGAGAGAAACUCAACUACGCUGAGGGGUGUGUCAUAGCAAUUUAGUUCCUUAAGGAAGUAAAACUCAACAUUAUCUUAAGACUGGGCGGUGAGCACUGACAGGAGCGCUGCAGGAGGGCUGUUUUUAUGGCUUUUGGUACUUUCCUCGCCAGAGAUGAAGGUAUCCUGUUAAUCUGACCUGCCUGUGCUGUCAAAGUGAUACGCAGAGCGGAGGCAGAGAGACAUCUGACACACACAAGGAGGGAGGGGGACUGAGCAAACACUCAGACAACCAUGGAGGCAUUCAACUCCAAGGACUUGGCCAUGAAGGCGCAGAAGAAGAUCCUGAGCAGCAUGGCCAACAAAAGCACCGUGCAACGAUUUAUAGACGACACCACCAGUGAAAUACUGGACGAACUGUACCGGGUUUCCAAGGAGUACACGGGAAACAAAGCCACGGCUCAGAAGGUCAUUAAAAAUCUGAUCAAGAUCGCUGUCAAGAUCGGAGUGCUGUAUAGGAACAACUGUUUCAGCGAGGAGGAACUGAAGCUAGCCCAGGAAUUUAAGAAAAAGCUCCAUACAGGAGCCAUGACGGCCAUCAGCUUCUAUGAGGUGGACUUUACCUUCGACAAGACGGUGAUGUCGGAAAACCUGACGGAGUGCCGGGAUCUGCUGCUGAAGCUGGUCAAGGCCCACCUCACCCCCAAAUCCCACGAACGCAUCAACCACGUCUUCAACCAUUACGCCGACCACCAGCUCCUGACCAAACUGUACGACCCGAACGGAUCCUUCAGACCCAACCUCACUAAAAUCUGCAAAGGACUCAACAAACUGGUGGAGGACGGGACGAUAUGAUGCGGGAGGAACCUGCUUGCAGCACACAUUGGGAGACAAACAGGAAAACACACUUAAGACUCUGGACCACUGGAGGAAAUUUGGUAUUACCGCUGCUGAGGAAAGGCAACUUAAGAAACAAACAUGGCUCCCCCUUAGCUGUCAAAUAACAUGUUUGAUGAGGGCAUAGGGUUAAAGGAAUUACCUUACAAUUGUAAAAUGUAGAGGGGACACAUCCUGUGUAAGUAAAGUCCAUCAGAAACUUGAAUUUCAGCAGAUUUAAACUGCAUCAGUGGUCCAAAAUGCUGUUGGUCGUUUUAUACUUGGGACUGUAUUUGUUCUUUUUCACUGAGACCUAAGGACUGUGUACAUUUUGUAGGAGAAUGAAACAGCAGCUGACACGUUUUAAUAAUAAUUAAAAAAAAAGGGACAGGAAAUGCCACUGUACUGCAACACCGCCACCUGGUGGUCAUCAUGUGAUGCUGUAAUGUGGAGAUUACUAUACAAGUAAUAAAAAGGGAAAUAACCACGUAA
Molecule: messenger RNA, 1443 nt
Organism: Fundulus heteroclitus (mummichog)
Lineage: Eukaryota; Metazoa; Chordata; Actinopteri; Cyprinodontiformes; Fundulidae
Gene: tnfaip8l2b
Product: tumor necrosis factor, alpha-induced protein 8-like 2b
Exons: 3
Coding region: 370-930 (186 amino acids)
Biological process (GO): regulation of apoptotic process
Cellular component (GO): cytoplasm
Source: RefSeq, a predicted model, not a curated record